AUGGCGGCUCAUCGUGUUCUCUUACUUGGUGGCAAUGGAAAAGUAGCUCGGUUGUUAACACCGAUGCUCCUUCAACGAUCGUGGGAGGUUGCCAGUAUCAUUAGAAGCCCAGAUCAGGUUGCGGAGUUGCAGCAGAUUGGAGCGCAGACGAAUCAUAAGGGCAAGCUGGAUGUUCUUGUCCGCAGCAUCGAAGACGUCAAGAGCGAAGCACAGGCCAAGACCUUGAUUGAUGAAGUGAAACCUGACUAUGUUGUCUGGAGUGCUGGUGCUGCAGGGAAAGGAGCACCGGAGAGGACUGAGGCAAUUGACCGCGAUGCUGCAUGUCAUUUCAUUCGCGCAUCUGUUGCAACCCCGUCAAUCACUAAAUUUAUAUUGAUAUCCUUCAACAGUUGUCGUUAUGAGAAGAUGUCCUGGGUGACCGAGGAGCAUUGGCAGGAGUAUCUCAAGACAACUCGUAAUCCGUUGAAUAGAUACUACGAGGCCAAGAUCGUAGCGGAUAAGGUGCUGUGGGAGGAGGGAAAGAAAAGGAAGGAUUUCGCAGCAGUUUCCCUCCGUCCGGGCAUAUUGACAAUGGAGCCCGUUGGUGGCGUUGCCUUAGGGAAGUAUCCGCGAGUAGCAGGAACAACAAGCCGUCCAUCCCUUGCAUUCCGGCCAGGGUACCCCCGAUAUGCGGCACUGCUAGGCUCACAUCCGACCUUUCACAAUUUCCGUCGCUUCGGUCGAGUGCGUAUGCGGCUUCUGCUCAUAGCACAAGAUCGUGUGGCCGCCCUGGAACAGCAGUUAGACCAGAUUGAUGAACAAGAAGACCGCCAGUUAUUUCUAGGGUGCAUGCGUCGGGACAAGAAUGUCGAAAGACAGCAAGUACUAUCUGACCUGAAGGCUGCUCUCGCCGAAUAUGAUGACAUGUUAGAGAAGUGCCGUACAGUGGUAUCUCUCCCGGCAUCAAGAGGGCGGGACGUGCAGAACUUAAGAAAAUGGGUUGAUGGCACUGCCUGCCUGGAUCGCCAGGAAUCGAGCUACUUAGAGCACGAAAAUGACCUCAUAAACCCCGUUAAAUCCUUAGAGAAAUCAACGGCUUACACAGAGUCAUUUGUAGAGGAGUGUAUAUUCUGGCUAGAGACACUCAUGCACAAGUCGCUUCUUAGCUGUCAUAGUUGCUACGGUAGUGCUUUUGGGCCCGACGAUUAUUUUGAUGAAGAUACCAAAUUCAUUGGGGCGUAUAGUGGCAACUAUGCUGUCAGGCGUGGUAUUUCUCAUGACCCUAUCGUUCUUCACCCAAGCGAAGGCAUCUGA
Messenger RNA from Daldinia childiae, 1293 nucleotides. RefSeq lists its product as uncharacterized. Bases 1 to 1293 code for a protein of 430 amino acids. The transcript is spliced from 5 exons. The record is from RefSeq and is a predicted model, not a curated record. Lineage: Eukaryota; Fungi; Ascomycota; Sordariomycetes; Xylariales; Hypoxylaceae.